This is a messenger RNA of Sardina pilchardus (European sardine), 7805 nucleotides long. RefSeq names its product deltex 1, E3 ubiquitin ligase (gene dtx1). Gene Ontology annotation, molecular function: ubiquitin protein ligase activity; zinc ion binding. Gene Ontology annotation, biological process: Notch signaling pathway; protein ubiquitination. Gene Ontology annotation, cellular component: nucleoplasm. The record is from RefSeq and is a predicted model, not a curated record. Lineage: Eukaryota; Metazoa; Chordata; Actinopteri; Clupeiformes; Clupeidae. The coding region runs from base 1 to 1938 and encodes 645 amino acids. The transcript has 9 exons.
AUGUCUCGGGCGGGCGCUGGGGCGCUGCUGGGGGGUGCGGGGGGGUAUGGGGCGCAGGGCUGUGCCCGCGUGGUGGUGUGGGAGUGGAUGAACGAGCACGGGCGCUGGAGACCUUACAGUGCUGCCGCGUGCCACCACAUCGAGAACGUUCUAAAGGAGGACCCGAGAGGAACCGCCCUGCUGGGACACGUGGAACCCCAACUGGCACCGUACGCCAUCGACCUGCAGACCAUGCACCAGUUCAGACAGGACACUGGCACCAUGCGUCCGGUGCAGCGGAGCUUCUUUGACCCGUCGUCUGCUCCUGGGAAGGGCGUGGUGUGGGAGUGGGAGAGUGACGGAGGUGUGUGGACUGCGUACGACAUGGAGCUGAGCGUGAGCAUGCAGCACGCGUAUGAGAAGCAGCACCCGUGGCUGGACCUGACGGCGCUGGGCUUCCCGUACCUGCUGGACUUCACCGCCAUGCUGCAGACCAACCGACAGAGCCAGCGCUGCCGACGCCUGCGGCGCCGCAUGGACCUGGCCUACCCGCUCAUCGCCGGGCACAUCCCCAAGUCCCAGUCCUGGCCUGUGGGGGGCGCUGUGGGGAGAGGAGGAGGGGGGGGGGGAGGGGGCGGCCCCUGCUGCUCCUGUACUCAGUGCUUAUUGGUCAACAGCACCAGGGCCGCGUCCAAUGCCAUCCUGGCGUCCCAGAGGAGGGGGACGGGGAAGGUUGCCGGGGCGACCGUGAGACAGAGCAACACGUUUGGAGGGACGGCGGCGACGACGUGGUCGUCAGGGACAACGGUUACCGCGGGCAACCUGAGCAAUAACAUCUCAGCGGGGGGAGGAGGGGGGAAAGGGGACAGUGUGAGCACUGCCUAUAGCUGCUCCCAGGCCACACACACACACACACACUCGCACUCACACACACACUCACACACACACACUCUCACCAUCAACGGACAGAACAACCUCAACCGACCCGGCACACAACGCAUCGCUGUGGCAACCAACCGAGGGGCCAUCCCACCAGGAGUUCCUGCUCUCCCAGUGAAGAAUCUAACAGGAUCUGGACCUGUACAUCCAGCACUGGCAGGCAUGACGGGCAUCCUGAUGUGUGCGGCCGCUCUGCCCGUGUGUCUGACCCGCGCGCCCAAACCCGUGCUGCACCCGCCGCACAUCAGCAAGAGCGACCUCACGCCCGUGCCAGGGGUGCCCGGAAUACGCCGCAAGACCAAGAAGAAGCACCUCCGCAGAGGUAAAAAUCCGGAGGAUGUCGUCCGCAGAUACACAGAGAAGAUCAAAUCUGCUCCAGAUGAGGACUGCACCAUCUGCAUGGAGCGGCUAGUCACGGCGUCCGGCUACGAGGGCCUGCUGAGCCAGAAGGGCAUCAAGCCAGAGCUGGUGGGCAAGCUUGGCAAGUGCGGCCACCUGUACCAUCUGCUCUGCCUGGUGGCCAUGUACAACAACGGCAACAAGGACGGCAGUCUGCAGUGCCCCACAUGCAAGGCCAUAUACGGGGAGAAGACGGGCACGCAGCCCCCCGGAAAGAUGGAGUACCACGUCAUCCCUCACUCCCUUCCUGGAUACGCCGAGGUCAAGACCAUACGCAUCGUUUACGACAUCCCUGCAGGCAUUCAGACUCCAGAGCAUCCUAAUCCAGGCAAGAAGUUCAGUGCAAGAGGAUUCCCACGGCACUGUUAUCUCCCUGACAACGACAAAGGACGGAAGGUCCUGAGGCUCCUCAUCACGGCGUGGGAGCGCCGUCUGAUCUUCACGAUCGGCACGUCCAGCACGACGGGGGAGGUGGACACGGUGGUGUGGAACGAGAUCCACCACAAGACCGAGUUCGGCUCCAACCUCACGGGACACGGUUACCCUGACGACCAUUACCUGGACAACGUGAUGACCGAGCUCUCUGCGCAGGGCGUCUCCCAUGACAACCUCAAGGAGUGACCUCACCGUCCGCACGCAGAGUUCUGACCGUUUGGACACAAGCGCUCAAAGAGUAGCGCCCUCUGCUGUGGUGGAGGGGAUUGUGUGUGUCUGAAAUAACACGCCCCCUCCUCCCCCCCACACUGAGCUUGACCUCAGAGGGGUCGACAAGAGGACGUUUUGACCUUUGACCUCCGUUGAUUGACUGGGUUGCCAGGAGACUGCAGAGGAUUCUGAGCACCAGACACACACAUGUACACACACAUGUACACACACACACACACACACACACACACACACACACACACACACACACAUGCCUAUACACGCCCAUGCGCGGAGGUGUGAGGGCAAUGAGAUGAUCAAAGAUGUCAACACAAGUUUUGUACCAUUUACAGUUUGCACCCUCUCAUCCCAGUGACCUCCUCUCACAACCCCUGCCGUGAACUCUGACCCUUUCCGUGAACUCUGACCCCUUCCAUAACCUGUCCAAGAUGGUCCAAGACCCGAUGGGUCCAACUGUGUAACUUUAAGGACAUUUUCAGAAGACAUGUUAAGGAAACUUUUAGAAGAUGUUCAGAAGUUAGAAUGAUUGGAAACAUGGACAUGGACUGAAAAAGCUCCACUUGUAAGGUUUAGCCUUUAAAGCGGUCUGAUUCUGUGUUCGUCUGAAGUGAACGCAGCAUUGGGUUGGGUUGUGCUUUAAAGCGGUCUGAUUCUGUGUUCGUCUGAAGUGAACGCAGCAUUGGGUUGGGUUGUGCUUUAAAGCGGUCCACAGUGUGUGUGUCUGAAGUGAACGCAGCAGUGGGUUGCACUCUACAGUGUGUGUGUCUGAAGUGAACGCAGCAGUGGGUUGCACUCUACAGUGUGUGUGUCUGAAGUGAACGCAGCAGUGGGUUGCACUCUACAGUGUGUGUGUCUGAAGUGAACGCAGCAGUGGCUCUACAGUGGGACGGCUGGAGCUCAGGUGGCCCAGGGCAUCUACUGAUGUACACUGACAUGAUGUUGCAAAAGAUUGUACAUGUGAUUAAAGUGAGAUUUGAACAUCAACAUGCAAACAGACACACACCUGUGAGGUUUAGGUUAGAAUACAGACACGCACCUGUGAGCUGUGUUGUGUUGAAGGGAUUUGCUGUUUUCACUGAUGGGUUUUAAGGGAUGAAAGAGGUUUGUAACAGAAAAGAGUGUGUUUAAUCUGUAUUUGUAAGUAGAACAGAAAAGUGAGUGUUUGUGGAGUUUCUGUGUUCACGGAUGAAGACAGCCACUAAGAUUGAGAAUUCAGAUCUGCCUGUUUGAAUGUGUUAAAACACAAAUGAUCCAAAUGCAGCAGCACCGCUUUAGAGAGGAUUUGAGAACUAUUGGGAUAGUACCGCUUUAGAGGGGAUUUGAGAACUAUUGGGAUAGUACCGCUUUAGAGGGGAUUUGAGAACUAUUGGGAUAGUACCGCUUUAGAGGGGAUUUGAGAACUAUUGGGAUAAUACUGCUUUAGUGGGUUUCAGAACUGGCAACAUUUAUUUGGCAUGUUUUUUUUCUUGAAAUGUGGGGACAAGUGAUGCAACAAUAUGUACGCCUCACCACUCCAUUCUCUACCCCCCCCCCCCCCAGGUCUCUCUCUCUCUCUCACACACACCACUCUCUUUCUCUCUCUCUCUCUCUCACACACAAAUACACCUUUCUCUCUCUCUGUUUCUCUCACAUCCAUUCGAAUAGUGUUGGUUUUGAGCCGAGGUAAGAGGUGAAAGGUUAAGUUAGGAACAGAUGACCAGUGCUCUUAUUUGGUGAGAGGACAGGGGUUAAAGGUUAGGUUAGGAAGAGGUUGCCAGUGCUCUUAUUUGGUGAGAGGACAGGGGUUAAAGGUUAGGUUAGGAUGAGAUGACCAGUGCUGUGAGAGGUGAAAGGUUAGAGGUGAAAGGUUAGGUUAGGAGGAGGUGGCCAGUGCUCUUGUUGACUUCGGAGAAGAGCUCUUAUAAAAUGCUGUUCUAGGCAAAUCAAGGGGGCAGGCGAAUUCCCGGAAGUAGAAACACCUUUGGAGCGUGAUAUCAACGCUUCCCAGCUAACACGCACAUGUUUGGAGCUGGUGAUAUCAACGCUAGGCUAACCCCAUAGGACGCCCAUUCAUUCAAGAUUUGGAUAAGAAGCUCAGUCCAGCCUGCAGGAAAACCAUGACGGAAAGUCAUUAGCAAGAUCAGUGAAAAAGCUAUGUAGCCUACGGUAGCCUACUGUGUGAUAGGUUAAACCAUGACCUAGAGGCAAGUAAACCUAAUAAAAACUCGAUGUCACACAUGGCAAAUUUCUGUGUGACCCAUCUAUCAGACCAGUUACAGCAAGUUACAGGAUGGCUAACGUCACAAAGUCUGCGCGCAUACGAUGGGAAGUAAACUAUUUUUUUUCAGUCCCCUCCCACAGAGUCUGUUUGUCCAUUUCUUGUACGGUCUAUGGAGCAAAUGCUGAUCCCAGUCUUCCACCAGCUAGCUAGCUAAUCCUAAACCCAACCCAGCAGUGCAGAGCUAGCCUUAGCUAGCUAAUCCUAAACCCGACCCAGCAGUGCAGAGCUAGCGUUAGCUAGCUAAUCCUAAACCUGACCUAACCUCGAUCCUAGUCUUCCACCAUCCCAGCAGUGCAGAGCUUCCCUCUUCCAGUCCACAGGUUUGACGUGGUUGUCUUGAGAUGUCCUCUACAGUAUCAGCAGUUUUUUAUGUAAACAUUUGUAAAGUGUCUUGUAUUGCUUCGAUAUAAAGAUCAAUAUAUAUAUAUAUAUUACAUACAAAUAUACAGACAUAUAUACGCAUACAUUAACAAGUGUGAUUUAACUUUGAAAACUGUUUUGAAUGACAAGUGUAAGCGUAAUUUAUUUUUUAUACUUCCUCGUGAUACAAUUGUGACCACACACACACACACACACAUACAUAUACACACAAACAACCACUCGGAUGCAUUUACAAAUAAAUACGCACAUCAAUAACAUUCUCCUAUGCACAUGUCAAUAUGAUAUAACUUUUAUUAUUUUUAAUCUGGUAAUAUAAAAGAAUAAUAAUAAUAAAAAAAAUUCAAUUGCCAGCAAAAUGUCAGGGACUGUUGAAAUACAUAUGUAUGUCAUGUGAAUGAUUGUCUCCAAUAUUACACAAUGUAGACUUAGUGUUGGCUGCUGUCUCUACUCGUCUAUGUAGAAGCUGUGUAGUUGAUUUUUAAACCAAGGAGGUUAACGAUGGAAUUGUUAAAGUGUCCACCUCAUUGUGAUGUCAUGCUAGAGGCGAGCCAAUGGGAAAAGUAUCAGCAUGGCAAAGCUGCACCCCUCUACUGCUCUCCUUUUGAUAUGAGAGGAGCAGCCCAAAGAAAAGAUACAUGGUCAUGAACCUUUCCAGAUUUCAGGAAAAUCCCUUAAAAUUGGCAGCCGCUCCCUGUGUCCAAAGAUAAAUAAAUGCAUUAUUUAUUCCAAUGAUAUGAAGAGAACAUUUAUGCUAAAACAUUACUCAACUAUUUUAUUGCAUAGUCAUGUUAUGAAUGGCUGCCGUACAUACGGUUUGUGCACAAACAUCAUUUCAUGAAUUUACAGAUGAAACAUGAAGAGUGCCACGGGGUGACAGUGGUGGUAGGAGAGGGCUCGUCCUGUCGUAAUUGUGUUGGGAAUGGGGUGAAGGCUUUGGCAGGUCCGGUCAUAAUGGUGUUGGGAAUGGGGUGAAGGCUUCAGGUUGGGUCGUGAUUGUGUUGGGAAUGGCUUACGGACCCCGCUGUCUGGUCCGACCAAUCAGGGCUGUGUGUUUUGCUUACAAACGUCUUUACUGAUCAGGGAUGUUGUGUUUGUGUGUAUGACGUCACAAGUGAGUUUCUUUCUUUUAAUGCAUUUAAAACUCUAGCUCUGUUGUGAGUUUGAUAUGUCUGUGUUCCGCAUACCUUUAACAUAUUUAACAUAGAGGCCCAGCUACUCUGGCACGUUUUAGACAGGGUGACCCUUUAAACGCAUGAGAAGUAGUUAAAGAAAGCACCUGCUUGGGGUGAAGUGUGUGGCUUUGUAAUGUAUCCUGGUGGCUCGGGAGGAGUUAGUUUGAGUAUUGGGUGAAGUGUGAGGCUUUGUGUAUCCUGAUGGCUCCGUUUGUGUUUUUGAAAUGGAGGACGGACACGGGUCACGGUGUUGGAGAUCGGGAGUCUUUUGAUCAUUUUCGGAGAUUGGGAGUCGAGUGUUCUCUUGAUCACUAUUGGUCAGCUGAUGAUCCCUCUGAAUCAGGAGCGCAUUGACCAGUGCGUUCCCAAGGUGUAGAGUACAUCUGGAGUGUUUAGAGAUCUACAGUAGGUCACAUCUGCAGCGUUUAACAUCUGGAGCGUUUAGAGAUCUGCAGUAGGUCACAUCUGCAGCGUUUAGAGAUCUACAGUAGGUCACAUCUGGAGCGUUUAGAGAUCUACAGUAGGUCACAUCUGCAGCGUUUAGAGAUCUACAGUAGGUCACAUCUGCACCGUUUAGAGAUCUACAGUAGGUCACAUCUGGAGCGUUUAGAGAUCUACAGUAGGUCAUAUCUGGAGCGUUUAGAGAUCUACAGUAGGUCAUAUCUGGAGCGUUUAGAGAUCUGCAGUAGGUCACAUCCGGAGCGUUUAGAGAUCUGCAGUAGGUCACAUCUGGAGCGUUUAACAUCCGGAGCGUUUAGAGAUCUGCAGUAGGUCAUAUCUGGAGCGUUUAGAGAUCUACAGUAGGUCACGUCUCUGUGCAGUGGAGCGUUUGAAUUUCCGGAUCCUUGUGUCUGAUUUUAAAGUGAGCCUCUUUUUUGAAGGAGUCUUUUGUCUUCUGAGGCCUUGCUUGAAUUGAAUUUCAUGUUUUUUGCUUCAGUUAUGGACACUGCAGCACCACUGAGGAAUAGUGUCAUGUAGCUGAUCUCUGGAGCUAUUUGAUUCUCAUGACUUUAUUUUUCUAAGAUUGUUUCAUUUUGGUUUUGAUAAUACUAAUAUCAAUGAAUGUUUUUAUCAUGAGAGGAAAGCAAUGCCUUGCUGUUUUCCCUCUUGUUUUUAUCUCGUUCUGUCUCCUACUUUCGGUUAUCAAUGGUCAUUGAGCUGACUGACUCUUACAGUCAUUGAGCUGACUCAGUUACUUAUGGUCAUUGAGCUGACUCUGACUCUUAUGGUCAUUGAGCUGACUCUGUUACUUAUGGUCAUUGAGCUGACUCUGUUACUUAUGGUCAUUGAGCUGACUCAGUUACUUAUGGUCAUUGAGCUGACUCUGUUACUUAUGGUCAUUGAGCUGACUCUGUUACUUAUGGUCAUUGCUGACUCUUAUGGUUAUUGAGCUGACUCUGUUACUUAUGGUCAUUGCUGACUCUUAUGAUCAUUGAGCUGACUCUGUUACUUAUGGUCAUUGAGCUGACUCUGUUACUUAUGGUCAUUGCUGACUCUUAUGGUCAUUGAGCUGACUCUGUUACUUAUGGUCAUUGAGCUGACUCUGUUACUUAUGGUCAUUGCUGACUCUUAUGGUCAUUGCUGACUCUUAUGGUCAUUGAGCUGACUCUGUUACUUAUGGUCAUUGCUGACUCUUAUGGUUAUUGAGCUGACUGGCUGCAGGUAGACGCUAUCUUGUGAUGUCAGAUUAUGAUGUCACAGACCCCCACCAUGUUCUCUCUAUAGUAGAGGAAAUCAGCCAAUCAAAUUGCGACAAGGUUCAGAGAGGUUAAGGAGAGGGUGAACUUUUUUUUAAGGUGUAUGAAAAGCAAUGGCAACAAUAUUAUGCUACAAUUAAGAAUCAUUGUUGGAUGAGACAAUACUCCAAGGGCUUAUUAUGAAUACCUGUUAUAACUGAACUGUUAUUAUGAAUACCUGUUAUAACUGAACUGUUAUGACCUUGUUGCAUGUCUGUGUCUCUGUUCCCUGUGGAAUAAAUGCCCCCACCUGCAGGGGGCGCUUGGUUUGGC